Molecule: messenger RNA, 1443 nt
Organism: Gossypium arboreum
Lineage: Eukaryota; Viridiplantae; Streptophyta; Magnoliopsida; Malvales; Malvaceae
Product: homeobox-leucine zipper protein ROC7-like
Exons: 9
Coding region: 1-1443 (480 amino acids)
Source: RefSeq, a predicted model, not a curated record
AUGGAUGGUGAUAAACCGGACAAUGCCUUGCCUGAUGAGAAACUUGAUUCUACCCAGCCUGAUGAAACACCUGGUUCUCCUCCUUCUCAUCCCUUGUCAGGGUACUUCUGCAAUGAUGCUCUUCAGUUAAUCUUGAAUAUUGCUGCUGAAAAUGACCCAUGGUUCAAAGAACAUGGCCUACAUUCCGAGAGGAUACUGCCGAAAUUUUUCUUAAUGCCAAAUGCUACUACAAUGAGCGUCGAUCUCUCCAUUGACAGUGCGAUUCUUCCGCUUCCUCCAAGAGACUUAGUUUCCAUGAUGACAGAUGUGAAGACAUGGGCUUCAAGGUUUUCCCACAUUGUUUACAGUGGAAAGGGUGAGAAACCGAGUGGAACUUCUCUUGAAAUACUGGAUAUACAAAAGGUGACUGCAGAGUUUUUGAAGCCAAUAUCUGUUGUACCUUUUAGUACAAUAGAAAAAAUAACCUUCCUUCGAUUCGUAAAAGAGAUUAGACACGAUAUGUGGGCAGUAGUCGAUUUAGACUUUGACGAGUGCAGCGAAAGGCUAUCGAGGAUGACCAUUGGAACGUCUGUUGCCAGUAAACCCAAGGUUGAAAAUGCAUGCAGGAGAAAACCAUCAGGGGUGAUCAUUGCAAAGUAUGAUGAUAGUAAAUCCAAGGUCAUAUGGAUCGAAACUAUGGAAUUUCCGAUCGACUCCGAUUGGCCUUUCAAAGCAUAUUGCUGGAUCAAUGUUUUGAAAAAUGAUUACAGGAGGAUGUCCUCAGAUUUCUUAAGUUUUAAACUUGGAACAGAAAAUGAAGGAUCAAGAGGUGAAUUACUGGGAGUUUUAAAGGAAAUGGCCAAAAACAUUAGAAUCAAGUAUGUGGAUAGCAUAGUCGCAUCUGCGGACAGGGACGGAUGGAGUGGUCAUCGUCAAGAAAAUAAAGAAAUCUGGUUGAAACAUAAGUUGAACUCUCAAGGACCAUAUGCAGGAUCAUGCAUUUUUGUUGCAGUUGUCAAAUUUAAUGUCGAAAGUAAAACGUCUCGGCCAGUUUUCAGUUACCUCAGGGAAAAGAACUUGUACAUAGAUUGGUGCCACACCCGAAUCACACAAUGGACCGAUGAAGUAAUUAGAGUUGCUUCCCCAGAUGGUGACACUUACUGCAUUACUCUAAAUAAGGAUCCAUUCGAAGGGUAUGUGUUGCAAGAAGCUUCAACUGAUGGAUUUCGCUCCUUUGUUAUAUCAUCUCCGAUCAAAGAAUCCGAUUUUGAUCAGAAUCUAAGCAAAAACGAAUGGUCUGAGCUGGUCUUGUAUCCUUCUGGAUUUACAAUAGUUCCAGAUAUGAACUUGUGCAUUAGCAUUUCCUUGCAAUUAAUGGACAGCACUCAACAAGAUGCUAUUAAGGCUAUGCAACAGUUUCAUCUUGACCUCAUCGCCGAAAUAGAGCAGAAAUAUAUCUUCUAA